Messenger RNA from Penicillium riverlandense, 2295 nucleotides. RefSeq names its product Zn(II)2Cys6 transcription factor. The record is from RefSeq and is a predicted model, not a curated record. NCBI's taxonomy places the organism in Eukaryota, Fungi, Ascomycota, Eurotiomycetes, Eurotiales, Aspergillaceae. The coding region runs from base 1 to 2295 and encodes 764 amino acids. Gene Ontology annotation, biological process: regulation of transcription by RNA polymerase II; DNA-templated transcription. The transcript is spliced from 4 exons. Gene Ontology annotation, molecular function: zinc ion binding; DNA-binding transcription activator activity, RNA polymerase II-specific; RNA polymerase II cis-regulatory region sequence-specific DNA binding. Gene Ontology annotation, cellular component: nucleus.
AUGGACGACGCCCUAACGCGCAAACGGCCGCGACCGGUAGUUUCAUGUCUGCGAUGCAGAGAGAAAAAGCUCAAAUGCGAUCGAGUGGCGCCGUGCCAAAAUUGCAUUAAAGCCGGAUGCCCUGCAGGCUGCUUUUACGAUCCGGGCGCACCCUUCCACUCCCUCUCACAAGCAAAGCGAACCCGACAUGAUGACGAUAUCCACCGAGAACGAGAUUUACAACCCGGAAGCCGGCAUGGAGCAGCUAUAGGCAUCAUUGAAGAUUUGCAACAAAGAGUGAUCCGAUUGGAGGAGCAGCUUUCAAUUGUUACUCAACCUGCCUGCCUGCCUGGAGCCAAUUCCCGCUCGGCCUUCGAACAUGGUAGGAGCAGCCAACAGAUCGGGACCAGCCUCACUCAAUCAUCCUAUUCGGCACCUCAAGCCGGAACUAUUCUGGUCAAGGGUUCGCGAACCCGAUACCAAGGGCAGAACAGCCGACUUAUCUCUCUGAACCAGUUUGGAGAGGCUAAAGCUUUCAUCGGCCAAUGCACAAAGGAUCCGACUCUUCUGCGGUUGGCAAAGGACGUGCAGUUCCUUCAAAACAAGUCGGAAUGGCCAAUGGUCUCGUCAGAAUCAAAUUCGCAUUUGGAGAGUUCUCCAGAGAUAUUGCAACUCCGGAUUAGUCUUCCCUCAAAAACGAUUUGUGAUAAUCUUUUGGACUCAUAUGCCAAGAACUUCGAGAAAGCUCUCCGGAUUCUGCAUGUUCCAUCCUUUCAACGCCGAUACACGGAGUUUUGGGAUGAUCCUGACCAUGAAAUCUAUCAUUCGUCGGCAUUUAUUCCUCAACUUACAGCAGUCCUCGCCGUGGCAGUCUCGCUUGAGGACCAUAAUAUGAAACUCGGCAAUCCUUCCGCUUGGGAAUAUUUGAAGUUGUCAGCUGUGAAUCUUAUUCAAGAAUGGCACCGAAAACUCAGUCGCAAGCAACGGACCGAGCUUGCCACAUUACAAGUUGAAGCACUUCUAAUAUUAGCGAGACGUCUGCAACAAGUAUCGUCCGAAGAGGUUUGGAGGGCAUCGGGAACACUUGUUCGCUCGGCAAUGGCGAUUGGCCUGCACGUAGACCCUUCCACCACGCUUGAGAUAUCUGCUUUUCAAGCCGAGAUCAGGCGCCGACUGUGGAUCACAAUCAUGGAAAUAGACCUACAGACAUCUACCGAAUCGGGCAUGCCCGUUAUGACCCCUGGAAUGAAAUUUGGUCAUAUCACCCUUGCCAAUAUCGACGAUUGUGACUUUGACGAAUCAACCACCGAAAUUCCCGCUUCUAGACCAUUGCAUGAAUGGACAGAUUCUUUGAGCCAGAUUACUCUGUUUGCAUCUUUGCCUCACAGGAUGACGGCUAUGUCUUGUGUGGGCAACGGGAGCUCGGAAAUUGAUUUCGACGAGUUGCUUAAGCAUGGUCGGCAACUGGAAGCGUGCCUGCAACAAAUCCCAUCGCCAUUGAAAAUGGAUUAUGUCCCUCCAAAGGACAACGAGCCCGGUUUCCUACUGAACCGCGUCUUGUUGGAUGUUUAUACCCGGCGACCACUUCUUUGUCUCUACCAGUCUUUAGCCAGGGAAGGGGACUGUGAUAACCCGGCCUUUUCGGAAAUUCAGCGAGUGUGCCUAGAAUCAUCAUUGGUUACGCUAUCCUUCCAGGACUGUUUUGAUCCGAAUGUGGCUGACCUAGACGUAUUCCACUCGAACGCGUACUGGGACAUUUUCCAAAUUCUCUUCAAAUCUGACAUAUUAUCGGCCGCCUUGAACGUUUGUGGAUAUUUGAAAUCGGCACAUGCGCCUGAGCAAAAUCGUUCAGUUGUCCCUAGUGCAGGAGGCAUAGUGUAUACGAAAGCCAGCCUGACCCGCACCGUUGAAAAUGCCCUCGACGGAUUGACUCGGAAGAUUGGAGACACAGGGAACAGCUUCAAGGAUGUUUUUCUUCUUGCCGUUGUCUUACAAUCCGUGCGAGCUCGCGGACCAGCCCCCGCAAAAGAGCGCGGGAUGUACGAAGGAGCCAAAAAUGCCCUGUUAAGGUGCCGACAACACCUACUUCCAGAUUUUGGUGAGCAAUCGCUUGGCUUGGACUCGUUGCAUACCAGGCAUGAGGGUCAGUCAAGCAAGUUAAUGCUCACCUCCGAAGCCGAACCGCAACCUACGUCGGAGUCCCAUCCUGAAAUGUCUGAUGCGACUGAUCAGUUAUCCACGCUGGCCGAAUUCAAUUUAUUUCAAAGCGAUCCGUUUCUCUUGGGCUUAGAUGGAUCAUUUGCGUGGGAUCCCUAG